Molecule: messenger RNA, 6170 nt
Organism: Etheostoma cragini (Arkansas darter)
Lineage: Eukaryota; Metazoa; Chordata; Actinopteri; Perciformes; Percidae
Gene: fam168a
Product: family with sequence similarity 168 member A
Exons: 8
Coding region: 250-930 (226 amino acids)
Biological process (GO): positive regulation of base-excision repair
Source: RefSeq, a predicted model, not a curated record
UUCCUCUCUCCCUCCCGGCAGUGCAUCCCCAUCCCCCACACGGUGGCCGUCUCUUUGGGUGAAAGCUGUCUUCUCUGCGCCACUGGUCCGACAAAACGUUGCUGUAGCAGAGCCAGUCCGCACCGACCUAAGACCGAGCAGACACACAGUAGAGAUCACGUACGCACACGGGAAAUCUUUUUUUGUUCUACCGAGUGGCUUUGAUUUGCAUAUCCACUUCCACUCCUUCCUCAUUUGCAUACAGCAAGAAUGGCGAGCGGGCAUCCCACAGACAAAUUCAGUUUCAUGUAUCAACCAGACACGCACAAGAGUAAGAACAGGUUAGCUUCAGCUAUGAAUCCAGUCUACAGCCCCGUUCAGCCUGGCACCCCAUAUGGAAACCCUAAAAACAUGGCCUUUACAGGCUAUCCAGGAGGGUAUACUGCCACAGCUCCCACCUAUACGCCCAACCUCUAUCAAACGGGCAGUCCUGGGUAUCCACCAGGAUAUACUUCAGCAGGUACCCCGUACAAAGUACCUCCAACUCAGUCAAAUGGAGCGCCUCCUCCCUACACCCCCACCCCCACCCCAUACCCAACAGCCAUGUACCCCAUUCGCAGUGCCUACCCUCAGCAGAACCUAUACGCACAGGGAGCAUACUAUACCCAGCCAGUGUAUGCGGCUCAGCCACAUGUGAUUCAUCACACCACCGUGGUGCAGCCUAACAGCAUCCCCUCCACAGCCCUCUACCCUGCCCCCGUCCCUGUCCCUGCUCCUCGCAACAACGGCAUGGCUGCCAUGGGGAUGGUAGCUGGGACAACCAUGGCCAUGAGCGCAGGGACCCUGCUGACAACGCCCCAGCACGCCCAGAUUGGAGGACACCCAGUUACUGUGCCAACCUACAGGGCCCAAGGGACACCUGGGUACAGCUACGUACCACCUCACUGGUAGAGCCCACCCAUCAUAUCUGGAGUCCACCAUCGUAUGCAACUGCUCAAAUCUUACACGGGCUCCCACUGGUAACCAUGGGAACUCAACACCUGUCUGCAAGAACAAAACUAAAGUGCAACAGCCACUUUACUAUUAUUGUUAUUGUUAGUAUGCGACAUUCUAAGGUUUUUACAAAAGCUGCUUUUAUUUUUUUCUCUGUUGAUUUGCCAACCAGUCAUUACCUUAUUUUGGAUGGCUAUUUUUUGUUUUUGUUUUUUUUAUUUCCUCAUUUUCUGUUGUGUCAUUGGAACUCCAGAAGGACUGUUGACCAAUCACGGGCGUCAGUUGCUCCUGUUUCUGUGUUGUGCUGGUGUGUGUGUGUGUGUGUGUGGUCCUUCCUCAGGUCAGUUGGCUGGAAAAUAUUGGGCACUUAAACUCCGAAGUGCACUCAUUAUCAUCUCCGUCAGUCACAACAAAGACUUAAUGACUUAAGCUCCCACAUUUCUAACAACUAGAUAUCAGCACAGGGUUUUAACAUAAUAAGCAUUUUAUAUUUUCCGGUUAUUUAAUUUUUUGAUAUUCUUACUUUUACUCAUCUGAAUUACUUUUUUUCUUUUCUUUAGACUUUUCCUACCCUUUGUUGUUCCCUUCUGUUUAUCCUUUUUUCCGCAUUGUUACAUUUUCAGUUUAAUCUCAGUCGGCCUCCAGCAUUCAGCCGUCUGUUGGGCAGUAGUCAGUCCAUCCUCCCUGCCGUUACGUGUCUGUGAGUGCUACGGGCAGAUCACCGACCAUUACCCAUGCUGCUGCUCGCCGUGUCCACAUUAGCAUAGUACACACUAAGAAAAUUUCACCUGCUAAAGACGAUACAGGCUAGGAUGUUAUGACACUAUCGAAAUCUUAACCUGUAACACUCACACUUUCACACUUAUAAUAACCAUAUCAACAUCAUUGGUGGACACACACACACACACUCACACUCUCACACUCACACUCACACACUCACACACAGGGGCUCCUGUGUUGUCGGAAAAAAACACAUGAUCACUUAGUGGCAUUUACUAUACAAUACCUUCAGUUAUGUUGUUACCGAUCAACACACACACAACGUGAGCUUCUAGGGGCGUCCGUGGCAGACGGAAGGAGUUUAAAGGGAUUGUGUUGGCACGAGGUGAUGAGAGCAGGACCAGAUGGAGAUCAAACUUUAAGGAAGGAGGAGGAGAUCACAUAUUCACAGUUGGGUCAUUUCAUUUGGAGGUACAAGACAUUUGAGUUUGGGACAUCUCACCUGCAAGAGGCCACCCAAACACUAUGUUUGCACUACAUGCAUUGUACAUUGAUUACUCACUGUGAUUACAUCACCUCCUCUUCCAUCCUUCUUUCAGAUGAGGACUUUAUAAUCAAACACUCAACAAAUAGAAACCCACACUCUCAAGUGUACAGUUAAAAGUGGACCAGUCAAAUGCAUGUGUGCUGAUGAAUGGAUAAGUUUCAAUCCACUGGUCCGUUCACAGUUUUGUGAGUGCUAAAAAGACCAAACCGGUGACAUGGUGUGGUUGUUUACCACAAUAAGGAAGACAUGAUGGCAAAUCAGAGGGCUGUAGUGUGUGUGUGUGUGUGUGUGUGUAUACACCUGGUCCAUGUCAUAGCGAUGAUUUGUCGGUAUUGCCACAUGAAUUGCAACAGCACUGUAGUCAAAAAAGUGUCGGCAUUAGUGUUCAUGGCUGCAACAGUUUAAGAAUAUUAAGACAUUUUAGCGAGAUUGCAGAGCCGUGAUGACGCGGCCACAAAGUUUUAAACAGGUUCAGUCCAGUUGGCUUUUUAGACUCUAAGACUUAAAAAAAAAGAGAGAGAAAAAGAUUCAUACAUUUGUUCACAUUUUUUCCUGGAAAUUCACACAUCUGCUUUUGACUGCAUUUAAACAUAGUUGUCCUUUAUUACUUUUUUUAAAUCCAUGCAUAACCUUGAUAGUCAUCACAUAGGGAUAUUUGAGCCAAUGAGACGUGGACCAUAUACAGCUAUUUCUCUUUUGUUUCCUGUUAUGCUUAUACAUGUAGAAGCAUUUAUGUGCAAAGGCAGUAUGAUGACCCAUUUUAAUCAAACACUACAAACAUACAGAGUAGUGGUGGUGGGGUUUAAUAUUUAAGUGCGGCGUGUGGUUAUUUUCAGGAUUUACACAAAAAAAAAACUUAAAUUACAAGUUCCUAAUCUGUAGAGUACAGAUUUGUAGAACAAAAAGCAUUUACUGCGCAGGUAUGUAGAUGAAGUGGUUUGAUAUUGCAAUAAAAUAAGAGGGAUCGCCUCAAACUUAACAGUCAUUAUUUUCUGAGUGUUUUGAAUUGAUUUAAAUAAAAAAAAUGAAAGGCUUAUUGUAAUAUCUAAAUAUGGAUUACAGGCUCUGUAUGCAGCCUUCAUCAAUAAUUAUUGCAAAGCAGAGAAGUAGGAACAUAUCAAAAAUUUGAGUAUUGAUUAACUGUGGAAAUAUUGCAGAAUAUAAGACAAAAGAAAAAUUAUAAUUUAAUGCUAAGUAACAGGUACCUAUCUUGGUAGUGCAAGAUGAAGUAACAAUUUAUAUUGUAAUUAAAAAUAAAACAAUAAGGUUGAGUGUUGAGGUAUUCUUAGUCCAGAUGUUUGUACACUAGUAGGUUAAUUCUCAAGAAAAUAUUGCAUAAUUCCGCUGUCUGAUGAAAACCGUCUAUCUUUGAGCCUUAUUUUUGAAACGUCCCUUGUAUUUUACAAGAUAAGUGGAUGUUUAUGGGUCAUAUAGUGUUCCCACCACGUAAGGUCUUGUACAUUUAACUCAAGCCAGUAAAACUGAAAAGAAUACAGAAAGUGGGUUUUCUUGCGACAGCGUUAAUAUUACUCGUCAUUAGGAUUUAUUUAACCAACCACUACUUCUGUCAGUAUUUCUCAAAGUCUUAUGUUUUUUGUUUUUUUCCACCUUCUUUCCCUCUGGUCAAUUGAGCAUAAUGGAUAUGCAUAAUAUUCAGGUGUAUUUCACUAUAGCAUUGGAUCUCUAAGUUAAAAAAAAAAAAAUGCAGUAUAUUUAUACAGCAAGUGGUACAGUAAUGUAUUUCUAGCUAAGCAUGGUUGCAUCAGUGUGGCAGCUACUGUUUGUGCUUUUAAUAUAUAUAUCUAUAUAAUAUUUCUAUUUUCAUUUUGUACCUUUUCUGCAUCUCUACAUGUCAGUUUCUGACGAGGGGAACAAGGUCUGUCAGCAAACUUGUGGAAAUUUUCAUCACCAAAUCGCACAAUUUAAUAGGCUGAAUUUACAGACCUUGAGGAAGCAGAGGAUUAAUGACAGAAUUGAAAUGGAUAGCAGCUUCUUUUUUUUUCUUUGUUUGACUGAAUAAUGGUUGGCACGAUGCUUUCGGGGGCCUUCUUCGCUGUCCAUUUCUGUUCUGUGGGUGCAAAGAUGUAUCGAAUGAUGAAUGAAAACCCUCAGCCUCCACGCCCUUUGUUCUGUGCCAUAUUUCACCAACAGCUAAGUAAAUAUUAGUUUAUUCUCCUAAGUAACUGGUGAAAGAGUCCUUGUUAUGUCUAGCUUCCUGUGAAACUGUGUUUUCCUGUUGCUGUCCUAUUCCUCACAUUGUUAAUGCAUUUUAACUCACUUUUAUCUUUCUUACUCUAUCCUCUGUGUAUCCUAUUUUCACUUCAGAGGCCAUUUUGCAUCCCUCCAACCAUUCAAAUAUUCAGUUUUUUUUUAAAUCACGAUCAGGGAUGCAAAAUGAUGUCGAAUCACACGCUCAUCGGAUCACAUUCUGCUCCCUCUCAUGUCUUUUAACCCUGUGCUCUCUAUUUUUGUUGUUGUCUAUGUGCUUUCGGUCGGACCUUUGCAACCCUCACCACCCUGUAGCAGUAGCAGUCAUAAUGAACUAUAUCAUAGGCAUUGAAUUGGUGUCACUAACAAUGAUAAUCGAUUUUUUGGGUGAAAUCUCCACUGAGCCUUUUUAAACACUAGAUGUCGCCAGUGUCUGGAAGUGGCAUCGCCGUGAUUCAAGGCUUUGCACCAGAAUGAUUAAAUUAAGGAUUUAUUGGUGUCAUUUACACUCGAGAAUUACAAUUGGAUGACACCUUCUAAGCACUGAGAUUUGUUUGUCUUUUCAGACGCUUUCAAAAAUCCCAUUUCAAGCACAACAUAACGUUUAUUUCUUCUUAUAGGAGGAGUUGAUUAUUUUGAGUUAAGAGUUUUUAAUGGACCAAUGCAUGAAUGCUCUUAAAAUACUAAUUUUCUUUUAACAUGGAGGCUCAGUAGGGAGGCAGACCCACAGAGCAUUUGGGGUAUUAGUAGUGAAGUUAAAGACUCCCACAGAGCAGUUGGUUUUGUCAGGGUGGUGAAACUGCUUCCUCAUUUCACGCCAGUCCUCGCCUCUCAUUUAUUUUGAUUUGCACUUAAGGCAAAAUGGACAUUUGAACACUUUGUGUUCAGAGGGGGGAAACGCAAAGUUGUCUUAAUCAUGGGUUUAUUUACCUCCCAUCAUCUUGUCCUCGGUGACCUUUCCAAACGUCGAAUGCUGGUAACUUUAAUGAGGAUUGCUCAGUUCUUUUUAGCGUCUACUCCAGUAUACUUUAAUACAAUGCUUCUUCACUCUACCGUGAAAAUGCGACCAGAACCAUUCAUAACAAUCCUUCCAUCUUCCCUUGUCUUUUUUUGCCUUGCAGUUGCUAAGUCUUAGUUUUUUCACAAGUAUAAAUUAAAAAAACUACUAUUCCGGUGAAUAGUAGGCUCUUACAUGUCUUUGAAGUUCCGCUGCAGCUUUUUAAUUUCAAUUUGUCAAUGCUAUCUCUUAGUUUAAUUUGACACUAAAUGUGAUGCAAAAAGUGGAAAUUUCUUGUCUUCCAAAAAAAAGCAUACUUGUAUAACCCCCUCCCCUUCCUCACUGGAUUGAGUAUUAGGAACAACCCCAUCUUUGGAAGUUUUAGUUUGGUACCCAGUUUGCACAUGCUAUGGUAUAUCUGUUACCGUAAAGUUGUGUUUAAAACUGAAGCCCAACGUCUGUUCAGCGUUGAGAGAAGUGAACUGUAUGUUAGCUAUUUGGUCCAGAGUGAAGGACCAGCGUCAGGCUUGUGAUAUGAAGUGUAAAUCUGUUUUUAAUUUGUUUUUUUAUGUUUCGUUUUUUUGUUGAGGGUUUUUUUUUUUUUUUUUUUUUUUUUUAAAAGAUCAGUUAGUGAUCUAGUACUAUAACUAAGCCAAGUUUGUAAUUGUAUAUUUACUGUAAAAUGUAGAACAUUGAAUAACUAUUAAAAUUUUCCUAUAAAAGGAA